UCUCUCUCUGUUCCUCUGAAGUUGGCAGCAAAAGCACAGUCCUGACUGAGCUCUCUCUCUGUCUAGGUUGGGAACGAUGAAGACGGAGAGCUUAUUGGCGUCUGCGGCGAUCAACAUCGGCAUGUCGAUGGUGAUUCUCUCGCUGUUCUCGAUUCUGAAGAAGCAGCCUUCCACCGCCCCCAUCUACUACGCCCGUCUCCUCUCCCACCGCCUCCGCCUGCCACCCUUCCAGCCCCCCUCGCUCCUCCGCUUCCUCCCCUCCGUCUCAUGGAUUCCCCGCGCCUUUCGCGUCUCCGAAGACGAAAUCAUCGCCACCUCUGGCCUCGAUGCUCUCGUCAUCAUCAGGCUUUUCAAAUUUGGCAUCAAUUUCUUUACGGUGUGUUCUGCUGUUGGAUUGUUGGUACUUCUCCCAGUCAAUUAUCUUGAAGGGGCACCUGCAAGUUCAAGUUCCAACUGCAUGGAUUCUUUUACAAUAUCCAAUAUUAGUAGAGGAUCCAACAGGCUUUGGGUGCAUUAUUCAUGCUUGUGCUUUAUAUCUCUCUAUGCACUAUACUUACUAUAUAAGGAAUAUAGUGAGAUAUUGGAGAAAAGGAUUCAACAACUUCGAAACUGCAGGCAUCAGCCUGAUCAAUUCGCUAUAUUGGUUCGAGAAAUUCCCUUUUGCGUUGAACAUCAGGCUCAAGGGUGUUCUGUAGAUCACUUCUUCUCUAAACACCAUCCAUACUCUUAUCAAUCAUAUCAAAUAUUAUAUGAGGGGAAUUACAUUGAGAAUUUGUUGUUACAGGCAAAAUCUAUUGCAAGAAAAAUAGAGGAUUUGAGACACAGGUCCAUGUGUAAGAAACGUAAAAAAAUAUUCUUGUUCUUUGGAGCAUUUCAAGAAUAUGCUGCGGAAAUAUCACAGCUUGAGGAAAGGCUUCAAGAAUUUUAUCGUAAAAUACGCAUUGCACAGUGUGAAAAUAUACUCACACAUCAGGAGUUGCCUGUUGCUUUUGUUACAUUUAACUCACGGUGGGGCACUGCACUGGCUGCCCAAAGUCAGCAGCACUCAAAUCCACUGCUUUUUAUAACUGAAAUGGCUCCAGAACCAAGGGAUGUAAUAUGGAGGAAUCUGGAAAUUCCAUACAGACAUCUGCCACUUUAUAAAAUUGCAGUCUUUCUUGCUACUCUAAUUCUUACAGUUUUCUUUGCCAUACCAGUCACUGCAGUACAAGGAAUUGCAAAAUUUGAAAAACUAAGGAAAUGGUUUCCCCCAGCAAUGGCUGUACAAUUAAUACCAGGGCUAAGGUCCAUUGUGACAGGCUAUCUUCCAAGUGUCAUUCUCAAUGGAUUUAUAUACACUAUUCCAUUUGCCAUGCUUGCAUUGUCUAACCUAGCAGGUUGUAUCUCAACAAGCAAUAGGGAUAUAAAGGCUUGCAACAUGGUCUUUUAUUUUCUAAUGGGGAAUGUGUUCUUCUUGAGCUUGUUGUCCGGAUCUUUACUUGAAGAAAUUGGAGAAUCUGUGAGCCAUCCUAGAAAUAUUCCAAGUCAUCUAGCAAGAGCAGUAUCUGCUCAAGCAGAUUUCUUUAUGACAUACAUCUUGGCAGAUGGGUUAUCAGGGUUUUCUUUGGAGGUUCUACAACCCACACUACUUCUAUGGGAUCUUAUAAAGACAUAUACAUAUGGCUAUGGGAAGAAGAAAAAUCCUUAUCUUUAUAUGCUACCAUACUUCAGAGUUAUUCCUUUUGUUUCCCUCUCAAUUCUGAUUGGCAUGAUAUAUGCAGUUGUCUCACCAUUGCUGCUUCCAUUUCUUGUUGGCUACUUCUUUUUAGGCUAUGCCGUUUAUGUUAACCAGAUUCAAGAUGUGUAUGAGACUGUUUAUGAGACAUGUGGACAAUAUUGGCCAUGCAUUCAUCAUUAUAUUCUUAUUGCAAUCAUUCUCAUGCAAAUCACAAUGAUUGGUCUUUUUGGACUGAAGUCAAAACCAGCUGCAUCCAUUUCCACUGUACCACUUCUUUUGUUCACUUUGAUGUUUAAUGAGUACUGCAAGAUUCGUUUUCUUCCAACAUUUUCUCAAUACUCUAUCCAGAAAGCUGUGGAAAAUGAUGAACUUGACAAAAAGGGUGGUCUGAUGGAAAUAAACUAUGAGAAUGCUCUCAAUGCCUAUCGUCCACCUUGUUUAACACCAGUGAACUUGUUGGCAUCAGAAUCAAGCUCGGAAUCAAGCUCAACACAGCCAUUAGUUUCUUCAUUGUGAUUGUCACUUGGUGUUUUUGCAGACAGUUUGUAUUUUAUUUUUUCAUUUAAUUUUUUUUAAUUCAUUAUUGGGUUACUAAGGUCAAGCUUAGGAUGUCCCUAUUCCAUCAACAUUUUUAUGCAGCUUGUUCACAUGAAAAGAUGAUCAUUGGGAAAAAGAGGUGGGGGAAUAAAAUACUUUACUGUUUUUUUGCUGAGUGUACUGAACAAGAGCUGGAAUGUAGACCAUAUUUGCAUUUUAAGUGGUCGUGAUGAACUAAAAUCCAAGGUUUUGGACUCUCUUCACUCCAUAUGAUUGACAAGAUAUUGAAGGGAAGGGAGGACCAAAAAAUUGCUGCAGCCGCUUCAGAGUCUUCACUGUAGUAAUAUUGGAAGGGUUUGGCUCUUUUGCUCUAUCUGUCAGACAAUCCAAGCAUUUUUGGAAUCAUCAAUGAUAUACACCAUUUGUUGA
This is a messenger RNA of Malania oleifera, 2683 nucleotides long. RefSeq names its product CSC1-like protein At3g54510. The record is from RefSeq and is a predicted model, not a curated record. Bases 77 to 2233 code for a protein of 718 amino acids. NCBI's taxonomy places the organism in Eukaryota, Viridiplantae, Streptophyta, Magnoliopsida, Santalales, Ximeniaceae. Gene Ontology annotation, cellular component: plasma membrane. Gene Ontology annotation, molecular function: calcium-activated cation channel activity. The transcript is spliced from 10 exons.